AUGCAGAAGAGGGAGCUCGGCGGCAAGGGCGGGGGAACCGCCGCCCCCUCGCCGGCGAAGCGCGGGAGGCCGUUCGGGAGCACCGCCGGAGGAGGAGGAGGAGGAGGCGGCGGCGGCGGCAGUGGUGGAGCGGGGAUGUUCUCGUCGGUGACCGGCGACUCCAUGGCCCCCGCGUCCCUCCUAGGUCCCACACUCCAGGUUCCCGUUUCCUUCGCCGGUUAGAUCCCUCGACACCACUCCAUUGCGGCUUUUUUUUUUUUUUUUUCUCUUGAGGUUUACGAUUUUGUGAGGGAAGUCCAGACUGUUGAUUGCCCUAGGUCUCUUUGUCUUCUCAUAACAAUUGUUUCCUUUUUGAAGACCUUAUGCAUGAAGUUCUUCUUGCUCUGUGGUGUCAGGCAGGGUUUUGUCUUCUUACUCGUACUUACUCUCUCUCGUUUUAUAUUUCUAUUCUGACAAGCCUCGAAACUUAGCAGACCGAAGUGAGCCAAUUCUUCUCUCUGGUUGCUCAAACGUGGAAUAGGUCAUGCAGUUUCGUUCUACUAAGGACUUUGGUACCAAUUUAAUGCUAUCGAAUACUGCUCUAACACCAAUCUGCAUCUCUGACUGCGUUCAGAAUCCAGUUUUAAGUGCUGAAUUUUGGAUCAUCAACCUUAAAAAAUAAAAAAUACAAAAAUCUAGUUGAAGAUCGAUUUAGCUUGUCUCAAGAAUGCCUAAGACUCAUUUCCUUGAGAAACACCAGGGAAUGCCUUGAAAAUAGAACGUGCUUUCUAUCGGUCAGUAUAUAUCAAAUCAUGCCUUAGAAAUCAAGGAAAACUGUCUGACUUAGUUUAGAUUAUAAUAAGGAUUUAAAGAUCGAGGCUUUACAAAAAUUAAGGUUUUUAUCAUUAAUAAGACAAGGAACAAAUAGCUGAAACUUUUUGUGGGAAGAGAGGAACACAUGUACAUCCUAUCUCGUGAGAUAACCGAUAACCAUUUCAAAGCAUCAUUUCAGUUAUCUUCGUGUGGUAAUCGAAUCAAAUAUGUGUUCAAGAAAGUGGUUUAUGUGCACACCUUUUGGUUAAAGCAAAUGCACUUCGAAAUCGUUAUAAUUCCCUUCGUGAUUGAAUGGGAAAUUUUAUAGUAUGCUAUCUCUUCAACCAUGUUUCAUUGAAUAAAUGACGGAAUGCUGAAAAAGGGUUUCAUUCAUAGGGUACGAAUAGUUAAAAUAAGGAUUUUUUGGUUGAUGUCUACGAGGAUUAGAGAUCAUAGGUCAAAGGGCUGUUGGCUACAUUAAGGUCCUCUGAGACAAUUUACCAGCUUAAAGGAAGCUGACAGGAGGACUUACUAAUAAUUAGGAUGGCUGUUUUGUGGCAACUCUAAAGGAGGAGAAGUUAAAAAAAUUGACAGUUUGUGAAAAUAUAUGAAGUAUGUAUUUUAGGUAUAAACAUGAUGCAUAUGCCAUGAGUCGAUAGAAUGUUGUGAUGUGGUAUAGAGUGGAGAGAAGCAUGAGAAGCCCAAAAGUAGAGGCCCAGCCAGUUUGUAACUGGGAUGUAAAGAUGAGAACGCUAAAAGAGGGCCCAAACCGUUAUUGGGCCCAGAUAAAGUGCGAAAAGACUGAUUCAGACCUAGUUUGUUGGGCAGAGUCUGUUUUUUUUUUUCUUCUAGUUUCUCUUUUCCAUUUCUGUUGCCUGUUUCCGGAAUAGGCUCAAAGUCUUCUUUGAUUCUGUUACAGAAUUUGUUUGCUUUUGGAGGUGUAAACUGCAUUUUCUUUGAUGGUUUCUUUGUCAUUUCUACAGAUAUGGGAAUCUCAAAAAGAAUAAUAAAAAUCCAUUAGUUCAGGUCAUGCCAAGAUAAUGAAGUUGGCCAUGCUGUUCUCAUUUUUUCACCCUUCUGUAUCUGAAAACCCUACUUUUCUCUUCAAAAUGUCCUGUUAACUUGAGUCCAGAGCAGGUUUUUGUUUUCUAGCCAGUGCCUCAUAUGCCAACUCGUUAUUUCGAGGGACCUUUCAUUCCUCUCUUUGGUUGGCUAGUGGAGAUAUGUUAGUCAUUUACGCUGAAAGGAUGGAUACUUGCAGCAAUCGGAAGUAUAAAAGAGGCUACAAAUCGUAUUUACUGGCAUUUGUAAUCAUCAGGUUCUCACCCCAGUAUUGCUAAUGAAGAGAGGCUAUGGAAUGCGCUGAUUAUUGCCUUUUUUUUUCAUCGUCAACUCAUCUUAUUUUUGGGACAUGCAUUUACCUAAGAAAGUGUUUUUUUCUCUCACGGCUAGUGAAAGUCUCAUCCUGAAUGUUGAAGACUUCAGAAAAUAUGGGGAGUGAAGAUGUUUCCAUAAAAAUAAGACUUGUGAUGCUAAAUGAGAGUGAGGUCGUAGUGCUGCUGGACGAAUAUAUGUUUCUGGAAGGGGAAAAUUGGGCGUACAAAUGGGAAAAUGAAAACUUAAAAAAAUUUGAUGAUCUAAAAUAUGGGAGUUGGUUAAUGUAUGAAAACGUUGUUAUGACUUGGAUUAGUAACUGUGGUUGCAGAAAAUAUUUAACAUUGAGGAAGACAACAGGAAGAGCGAUGUGGAUGUUACCUGAAGAGGUGUCUGGGCUGAAGCUGGAUGCAGUCUACAUGUACCAGUGAGGGAGCAAGGGGAAAGGGCGUGAAAAUGAAGACUGAUAUUUUUGCAGAGCUUGGAAAAGGAGAGUUUUUAAUCUUUGUAAACACUGUUUAGGGUUGAGGUGAGCUGUCUAAGGAAAUAAGGGCGGGAUGAUCUUUAGUCACUGUAGAAGAUAAAAUCAUCAUGAUGUUCGUCAUGAUAUCCAUCCUUAUGAGCUCCCAUAGGAUGCAUCCAGUCUACUGGUACUGCAUCCUAUGGGAGCUCCAGCAAGCUCCACGAAGACUAGUAUACAGGGACUUUCAUCUGAGGACAUUGCUGCCUACAGAAGAUGUUGUCGCAGCAUGAAACCUGUACUUGUCUACAUUUCUGUAUAGUCAGCCAAAUACUUCAAGACAAGUAUUGAGUGGUACAUCUCAUCCAAGUUCUACCACUUUGGUUGUUGAUUCGUGUCACUAAUUGCAUGACAGCCACCUCCAAGUACAUCUCAUCCAAGUACUAUUUUUAAGAUACUCACUUGAGUAUUUAAGGUUAGAUUUAUGUUGUUUGAGCAGACUUUGAAGAUGAGAUAAAGUCUGCUACGGCUUAUUCUGCCUUCUUUCGGAGUAGUUUGUAGUACAUCUGAGUGAAAAACUGGUAGUAUUUGCUCAUAAGAUAUCUAUUGUUGAAGGAGAGUGUAGAUCCAUGUGACAUUAGCUGUAUGAUCGUGCCAGGGGGGUUUUUCUGUGAACUUAUUGUGUAUUUUCUUGCAUGUUAGCAUGACAUUUUGUCCUUUACGGAUACCCUAAGUGGAUCGUGUAACAUGAUUAUAUGGUUUUUCUAUCGCACAUGCUGUAUACAUACAUUAUAAAGGGGCUUGGGAACAACGCAGAAUGAUUAGUCUCAAGCCCAACGUGGCCUUCUCUUCAUGAUUGUUCUUGUUCCUCCUUCCUGUUCUCUUUGUUUUUUUUUUAAAUGAUAACAAUUGGAGUCUUGGAAGAACUUUUUCGCAGUUGUAGGAGGGACUUCCUUUAUUCAGACAAUCUGAUACGCUAAUGAGUAUUUUUCUUUAGACUUCAGAAUUAGUCAUUUUCAGUUGUUUGUAGUUUUGGGUGUAGUUGAAAAAUCUUUAUGACUAAGAAAUAUUCUGGAAUGCUCAUAUUCAACUCUUGUUUAGAAGUAUAACCAUUACAGCAUGGCACAAUGUUUCUGUUAACAUUCCAAGUGAACUGUAAUAUCUUAUUUUUGGGUUUGGAAUAAUUGGUUAUGCUUCCUUGACAUUCAUUAUCGAAUCAAGGUUGUUUGUGCUGUCGUCUACCGUUUGUGCUAUGUUUGCCAACCAAGUGACCUACUCCCGAUAGAAACGGCUAUACGCAUUAACUGAUAAUUGUUUGUGCCAGUCAUUUCACUAGUUUAUAGCGACCUGUUUACAAGUCCCAUUUUAAUUUCAACAGUUAUAUAUCUUUACAAUGCCCUAAUCAAUUCAUCUUUGUGUUAUCAUAUUCGUUUCCAGAUCAAAACAACAAAAGAAUUGUCCUGGCUCUGCAGAGCGGAUUAAAGAGUGAAUUGACAUGGGCGCUGAACAUCCUUACAUUGCUAUCCUUUAAAGAGAAGGAUGACAUGAGAAGAGAUGCAAUGCCACUAGCUAAGAUACCUGGCUUACUUGAUGCCAUCCUUCAAAUCGUACGAACUUCUUCUGGAACUAAGCCGUCAUUUUUUUUUGUCAGUGUUUCAUUUCCAUUAUUUAGUUUAUCUCAUUUGUAAAUGGAUUCUUUCGUUUCUUUCCAUUACCAUGUCAAUAUUUAUUCAGGUCUAGUCUUUUAUCUAUGUACCAAUUAUUUUUGCCACGCUAUUAGAGAUCUUUUUAACCAACUUUUCUCUCCCUCUUUUAAUGGAUUAUUUGGACAGUUGCACGCUCCUUUAUCCUUUCUUUCUCCCUAUCUUGAUAUAUGCACUUGGUAUAUGUAUACUUGGUAUAGGUAUAAUUGGUAUGCGUAUUUACUAAGUCGAUUGUCAUUCGUUCAUAAAAUCUAUGCGUCAGGAUAUACUUCUGUAAGCCACAUUUAUAAAUGUACACGUACGGGUAUAAUAUGUUGUGUAUGCCGUAAAAUUGUAUAUAUUGCACGUUUAACACAUUCUUUGAUCUAAAAUUCAUCUUCUUUGUGGUUAAUCUGAUGAUUGGAAGACAUCAUAAAAAAUUUUGCCUUCUGUCGUGAAAAUAAUAACAUUUGCCUCCAAGACCUUACCUUAUAAGAAACCUAUAGGGAUUAAUUGAGAUCGAUUCUAAUUGGGCAGGAUCAGGGAAUAACGUUCGACCCCUUUCCCCAAAUGAAACAAGAAAAUGACAGAAUUCUGGGCAUCGCAACUCUGUAAAAUAUUCUCCCUUGCUUCCCAAUUAGUUGAAAAAGUCUUAAUGGUAUGUCCUUUAUUUAUCUAGGGAAUAACGUUCGACCCCUUUCCCCAAAUGAAACAAGAAAAUGACAGAAUUCUGGGCAUCGCAACUCUGUAAAUUAUUUUCCCUUGCUUCCCAAUUAGUUGAAAAAGUCUUCUAUGUUGUUUAUCAUUUUUCGGAACUUCUCUCAUUACUUAAUUUCCUUAGUGUAAUACCUAAAUACCCAUUAAGAGGUAAUUACUCUGUAAUACAUAAGUCCUUUUACAGAAAUGAUUCGCAUGGUUUUAUGUUAAAACAUUACUAGGAUGAUAGCAGGCGGCCACAUCAUUGAAUCCCAAAUUUCUGGCUUGUGAUCUAUUAUCGGAGCAUUUGGCGCAUAACUGUUUCUUGUUGAUCUUUCAGGUCGAUGACUGGCGUGACAUUGCACUUCCGAAAGAUUACACAAAGCCCUCAAGGGUAAGAGUGUUGGGGGAGAACUGCAUGGUUACGGGUUUUGGUAAUGACUAUGAAAGGCCUAAUCCAAAUGAUUCCGAGUCCCAUCCUGGGUAAUCAAAUGCUUUCUUUUCUAAAUCUUUGGCUUGCCAACCCUAUUGGGUACACUGCUAUCCGAAUUGAAGCUAAAAAUGAUGAUCUGUAAAGCAGAAAUGGCACUGGUUUUUCUAAUGGAGAGCACCGUAGCGCAAAGGGACCUAAACGCCGUUAUUCUGAGUUUUGGUUCGAGGAAGAUGGCCUGUUUAAUUUGGAUGAUGAAGGUCGAGCAGAAAAGCAGCAAUGUGCCAUUGCUGCAUCCAAUAUUAUCCGCAAUUUUUCUUUCAUGCCCGAGAAUGAAGUCAUUAUGGCCCAGCAUAGGCAUUGCAUGGAGACACUAUUCCAAUGCGUAGAAGACCAAAAUACAGGUGACGACCACAUCAUCACUUGGCGUUACUACUUAUAGACAUCCUUUCUCACCCCAGUGAAUUUUUCUCUUUAAUUUCUAUUAUUAUGCUUGCCAGAAAAAAGCAAGGGAGAACGAUUCUGCUACGUGUACAUAAAUGAUUUGGUUUGCAUCAUUUUGCAUAACAGUGAAGGUGAGAAGCAUUUAAAAGCGCAUGAAAACCUUGACCAAAACCUAAUGUUUGUUAACUAGGAAUUUGAAUCAAUUGAAUAGUAUUGUUUAAUCUAAUACAUGGUGUCUAUACUUCUUAAAUUCUCCAGCUUCGGAACUUAAAAUGGUGUGUUAGCUUGAUUGAUCUGUCCCAUGUUGCCUGCAUCAUGGUGUUAGAUUAAACAAGAUCAUGUAUUAGAUUAAACAAUACCAUGUAUCUUCUCCAGCUUGAUAUUUUCUUCUCCAAGGCGACUAGUAUGACAUGAGUUCAGUGGAAGCAUGCAUCGAGCUCUGACAUGGGUCUUUCUUUCCACAUGGUUUAUUAUAUAUAUUCAUAGAAAUAAUUUGAUCUGAAUUUUAGUCUGCUUAUUGAAUGGACCAAAUGGUUAUUAUCUCAUGGAGAGAAAUACUUGUUCAGAUUUCCUGAUAUCGCGUAAAUUAAUUAAUAAGACUAUUGAAAAAAGGGUUUCUGAUCUGCCUUCUUUAUUCCUUCUGGUGCAGAAGACGAAGAGUUGAUAACCAACGCACUUGAGACAAUCGUUAAUCUGUCUCCGCUGCUGGAUCUUCGAAUAUUCAGCUCAUCUAAGCCGUCUUUUAUCAAAAUGACGUGAGUACAUGUGCGUUGGAGCCGUGCAUUUCUUUGUUCUUCAUCUGUUCUUCUGGUGAUUUUUUUUGUCUGGGAUGCUUUGUGCCAGCGAAAAACGCGCAGUACAGGCCAUCAUGGUGAUGCUCAGAUCUUCUAUCAAGGCUUGGCACUGCGCAUCUGCUGAAUUACUUGGAAGGCUUAUAAUAAACCCUGACAAUGAGCCGUUCCUCCUCUCUUCUGCCCCACAGGUUAAAUGACUCUCUCUCUCUCUCUCUCUCUCUCUCUCUCUCUCUAGAACAAUGUAAAGUCAACUCUUGUUAUGCGUCUAAGUUUUUCAUAUCCUCAUUACAGAUAUACAAAAGGUUGGUUGAUCUUCUGAGCUUUCAAACGGUAGACGCGCAAGCCGCUGCUGUCGGGGCGCUCUACAACCUUGCAGAAGUCAACGUCGACUGCCGGCUCAAGCUCGCGAGUGAGAGAUGGUAAACAACAAAACAGUAGAAGAUCACACAUGGCUCUUGCUCUGGGGUCUUAUAAACCCUCUCCACAAGAGCACCCUACUAACUAACUACUCUUCUUUCCGUCCCGCCGCCGACAGGGCCAUUGACAGACUCUUGAAGGUGAUCAAGGCCCCACAUCCGGUGCCAGAGGUCUGCAGAAAGGCGGCCAUGGUUUUGGAGACUCUGGUCUCCGAACCUCAGAACCGGGCUGUGCUUCUUGCCUAUGAGAACGCGUUUGCAGAAAUCCUUCUCACCGACCCUCGAUAUUCGGACACGUUCGCGCGGAUUUUGUACGAGCUGACUUCAAGGCCAAGUAAAAUAUCGGCGGCUCGUGGUGUUUGGGGUAUGUGA
Messenger RNA from Spirodela intermedia, 7460 nucleotides. NCBI's taxonomy places the organism in Eukaryota, Viridiplantae, Streptophyta, Magnoliopsida, Alismatales, Araceae. The record is from the annotation of a GenBank genome assembly.